GCGGUCACGGGCACGGCGCGCGUUCACGUGGCGGGCUGAUCGACACGAGGCUUGUUGGGGAAAACCGCGCGCAUUAGCGCUCGAGCGGCUGAAGCGCGAGGAGCUCAAACACACAGAGACAAAGAGAGAACCAUGGAGCUGGACGUGGAAACCGCAGAUGUGAUCCGCCUGAUCAUGCAGUACCUGAAGGAGAACAACCUCCACCGCACGCUGGCCGCGCUGCAGGAGGAGACCACCGUGUCUCUGCACACUGUGGACAGCAUCGACAGCUUCAUCGCGGACAUUAACGAUGGACACUGGGACGUGGUUCUGCUUGCCAUCCAGUACCUUAAACUUCCUGACAAGCUGCUGAUUGAUCUGUAUGAGCAGGUGGUGCUGGAGCUGAUUGAGCUACGAGAGCUUGGAGCAGCCCAAUGUUUACUGGCUCAAACGGAUCCCAUGAUCAUGAUGAAGCACACCCAACCUGAGCGCUACUCCAAGCUGGAAGCCCUGCUCUUGAGCCCACACUUCGACUCAAAAGAGGCUUAUCCAGAAAGCAGCGAUAAAGACAAACGCAGGCAGGCCAUAGCUCAAGCAAUGGCUAAAGAGGUCAGCCUGGUCCCACCCUCUCGUCUCAUGGGUCUUCUCGGACAGGGUCGUAUAUGUGAAGGCGCACUCUACAGGUUACAAGAGACCAAAGCGCUCAGGCAGUUUGGAUCCCUUGCAGUCUUGUCUCUGAAAUGGCAACAGCACCAGGGUCUUCUGCCCCCUGGCAUGUCAAUAGACCUGUUCAGGGGCAAAGCCAUGAUGAAGGAUCUGGAAGAGGAGCGAUUUCCUACUCAGCUCAGUCGUCUCAUUAAGUUUGGUCCAAAGACGCAUGUGGAGUGCGCACGCUUCUCCCCAGAUGGUCAGUACCUGAUUACGGGGUCAGUUGAUGGCUACAUCGAAGUGUGGGAUUUCACCACAGGCAAAAUAUGCAAGGAUCUGAAGUACCAAAAUCAGGAUAACUUCAUGAUGAUGGAGGAGGCUGUGUUGUGUCUGGCAGUCAGUAGUGACACUGAGAUGGUGGCCUCCGGAGCUCAGGACGGCCAAAUCCAGGUAUGGAGAAUCCAUAAUGGCCAGUGUCUGCGCAAAUUUGAACGGGCCCACAGCAAGGCAGUCACCUGUAUCUGCUUCAGCAAGGACAACAGUCAGCUUUUGAGUGCCUCCUUUGACCAGAUCAUCAGAAUUCAUGGACUGAAGUCAGGAAAGAUGCUGAAGGAGUUCCGAGGUCAUGCGUCCUGCAUAAACGACAUCACCUUCUCCCACAACGGCCACUACAUCAUCAGCGCUUCAGCAGACGGCUCAGUCAAAGUCUGGAACGCAAAGACGACAGACUGCAUCAACACCAUCAAAACGCCAGACGUCCCCGAGGGUGCAGACAUCACAGUCAACAACGUCGUUCUGGUGCCCAGAAACCCAGAGCACUUUGUGGUGUGCAACAGGACCAGCACAGUCGUCGUGAUGAACAUACAUGGUCAGGUACUGAGGAGUUUCAGUACAGGUGUGCGGGAGGGUGGGGACUUCGUUUGCUGCACAUUGUCCCCUCGUGGAGAGUGGAUCUAUUGCGUGGGAGAAGACUUUGUGCUCUACUCGUUCAGCACCAUCACCGGCAAGCUGGAGAGAACUCUCACAGUGCAUGAGAAAGAUGUGAUUGGCAUAACCCACCACCCUCACAACAACCUCAUCGCCACGUACAGUGAGGACGGCCUGCUGAAGCUAUGGAAACCCUGAAGCCCCUCCGCUCGGCAGCGCACACACUUAAAAUUGAACAACAUCGUCUACAUUUGUGUAGUGGUUCUGAUUCUGUGGUACCUCUGUACAUUCAGGUCUCUGGAGCUGCAUUAGUAAUUAGUCUGACAUCUGAAAGUCUUCCAUUCGGCACCAAUGAAGGUCAAAUUCAAAGUUAUACAAUUUGCACCUAGUCUGGGUAUAGUCUCCAUAUCCAGCAAGUUAACUGAAGGUGUCUGGUAGGUGUGGAAAGACUAACCAUCGAAAUUUGAGAUCUACCUGGGUUGAACCAAAUUAACCAGGCCACAAAAUGAGAAUAAAAAAAAGCAUAGAAACUCGCCAUAUUUUUGGCUUUACGAAGCCAAUCUUUCUUCUCUGAAGACCCCGCCCCCCUGCAUGAACAUAGUGGCAUACUCUUUGUGACAGGAUCUCUGUAGUGUCGUCUAUGUCAGUAUAUGCAUGCCAGUCGUAGCCAAAUGAAACUACAUAUACUGGUUUUCCUCCUAGACAGUGUCUCAAAUCGACUAGACAUAGCGUUUGUAAUCGUUACAAAGCGAGGCAGACAUACGAGGGUGUACAAGCCUGGAGUAUGAAGGAACUAGGGCUGUUCCAAUGGUAAGAACAUCUGUAGAUCCUGUAGAGGGGAUUAGCUUCAAUUUAAGGGAGUUUACAGCAAGGCCCAAAACUGGAGCCAGCACUAGAUGUACUUACUAAUGAACAUUCUGAGGUGGACACGUGGUGAAAUGUUCGAUUUCAGUCCAAUUUGUGUGAAGGAUUGGUGUGUUUUAACACUUGACCCCACACUUGCAUGCAACAUAACCUUUGUUAUGCAACAAUGGAAAUAUGCUGUGUGUGUAAUGUAUGUAUUAAGAGUUAGAUUUUUGGUAUUUAUGAAUAUAUAGGCAUACUUUUUGACAGGCACUCUUUUUAUUUUGACAAAAAAGUCAACAGAGGUUAAAGUGAUUUUACUAUGUAAAUUCAUUAAGUGGUAUUGAAGUAUUGGAACAUGAA
Molecule: messenger RNA, 2760 nt
Organism: Astyanax mexicanus (Mexican tetra)
Lineage: Eukaryota; Metazoa; Chordata; Actinopteri; Characiformes; Acestrorhamphidae
Gene: smu1b
Product: SMU1 DNA replication regulator and spliceosomal factor b
Exons: 13
Coding region: 133-1752 (539 amino acids)
Biological process (GO): mRNA splicing, via spliceosome
Cellular component (GO): precatalytic spliceosome
Molecular function (GO): protein binding
Source: RefSeq, a predicted model, not a curated record